Messenger RNA from Cuculus canorus (common cuckoo), 2948 nucleotides. RefSeq names its product fibroblast growth factor receptor 4 (gene FGFR4). The transcript is spliced from 17 exons. Gene Ontology annotation, cellular component: signaling receptor complex; membrane. Gene Ontology annotation, biological process: positive regulation of ERK1 and ERK2 cascade; multicellular organism development; positive regulation of kinase activity. The coding region runs from base 105 to 2258 and encodes 717 amino acids. The record is from RefSeq and is a predicted model, not a curated record. Gene Ontology annotation, molecular function: fibroblast growth factor receptor activity; ATP binding; fibroblast growth factor binding. Lineage: Eukaryota; Metazoa; Chordata; Aves; Cuculiformes; Cuculidae.
CCCCCCCGCCAUGGGGCCGCGGUGCGGGGCGCGGCACCGCUGACUCCGCCGCCACGGACUUUGCCCGGGCCCUCCCCGCUCCGCCGAGGAGCCCGCACCGCCGGAUGGGAGCUGGAGGGGCUUGGAAGAUGCAGCCCCUCUUGCAGGUUCUGGUGGGGCUGCUGCUGGCGGCUGCUGCCCAGGGCAGGGCGAUGGAGCCAGACUCGCUGGCGUCAGGUGAUGAUGAUGAAGAUACUGAUGGGGAUGGUCCCCACGGAGACCGGAAUGAGGAGCCUGUCUAUGUGCACAGAGCACCUUACUGGACUCACCCACACCGGAUGGACAAGAAGCUGUAUGCAGUCCCUGCGGGGAACACUGUGAAGUUCCGCUGCCCAGCCUCGGGCAGCCCCAGCCCCAGCAUCCGCUGGCUCAAGAAUGGGCGCGAGUUCCGUGGCGAGCACCGCAUCGGGGGCAUCCGGCUCCGGCACCAGCACUGGAGCCUGGUGAUGGAGAGUGUGGUGCCCUCCGAUCGCGGCAACUACACCUGCCUGGUGGAGAACAGGUUUGGCAGCAUCCGCUACAGCUACCUCCUGGACGUGCUAGAGAGGUCGCCGCACAGGCCCAUCUUGCAGGCUGGGUUGCCUGCCAACACCACAGCCCUGGUGGGCAGCGAUGUGGAGUUCUUCUGCAAGGUUUACAGCGAUGCCCAGCCUCACAUCCAGUGGCUGAAGCACAUCGAGGUGAAUGGCAGCACCUCUGGGCCUGACGGGGUCCCAUACGUGCAAGUGCUCAAGACUGCAGACAUCAACAGCUCUGAGGUGGAGGUGCUGUACCUGCGCAAUGUCUCCAUGGAGGAUGCUGGCGAGUACACCUGCCUGGCGGGGAACUCCAUCGGCCUCUCCUACCAGUCUGCUUGGCUCACUGUCCUGCCAGAGGAACUAGUGCGGGAAGCUGAAGCCCCUGAGGUCAAGUACACAGACAUCAUCAUCUACACCUCAGGCUCGCUGGCUGUAGCCAUGGCUGUCAUCAUUGUGGUGCUGUGCCGCAUGCAGACCCAGUCGAGCAAGCAGCCCCUAGAGCCCAUGGCAGUCCACAAGCUCUCCAAAUUCCCGCUCAUCCAACAGUUCUCCCUGGACUCCAGCUCCUCCGGGAAGUCCAGCACAUCCCUGAUGCGCGUCACCCGUCUCUCCUCCAGCUGCGCCCCGAUGCUGGCUGGGGUCAUGGAGCUGGACCUGCCCCUUGAUGCCAAGUGGGAGUUCCCCCGAGACAAGCUGGUGCUGGGCAAGCCUCUGGGGGAAGGUUGCUUUGGCCAAGUGGUGCGGGCAGAGGCUUACGGCAUCGACAGAGACCGGCCAGACAGAGCCGUCACCGUGGCUGUCAAAAUGCUGAAAGACAAUGCCACUGACAAGGACCUGGCCGACCUCAUAUCUGAGAUGGAGAUGAUGAAGCUCAUGGACAAGCACAAAAACAUCAUCAACCUCCUGGGAGUCUGCACUCAGGACGGACCGCUGUAUGUGAUCGUGGAGUUUGCUGCCAAGGGCAACCUGCGCGAGUACCUCCGUGCCCGCCGCCCCCCAACACCCGACUAUGCUUUUGACAUCGCGGCGAUGCCUGAGGAGCAGCUCUCCUUCAAGGACCUGGUCUCGUGUGUCUACCAGGUGGCCCGUGGCAUGGAAUACCUGGAGUCCAAACGGUGCAUCCACCGUGACCUGGCUGCCCGCAACGUGCUGGUCACAGCAGAGAGCGUGAUGAAGAUUGCCGACUUUGGCUUGGCCAGGGAUGUCCAUGACAUCGACUACUACAAGAAAACCAGCAACGGCCGCCUGCCAGUGAAGUGGAUGGCACCUGAGGCCCUGUUCGACCGUGUCUACACCCAUCAGAGCGAUGUGUGGUCCUUUGGGAUCCUGAUGUGGGAGAUCUUCACACUGGGGGGCUCCCCCUACCCUGGCAUCCCUGUCGAGGAGCUCUUCAAACUGCUGAAGGAGGGACACCGCAUGGACCGGCCGUCUAACUGCACCCACGAGCUAUACAUGCUGAUGCGGGAGUGUUGGCAUGCUGUGCCCUCACAGCGCCCUACCUUCAAGCAGCUUGUGGAGGGGCUGGACAAGAUCCUGGCAGCCGUUUCAGAGGAAUACCUGGACCUCUCCAUGCCCUUUGAGCAGUACUCGCCCUCCUGUGAGGACACCGCCAGCUCCUGCUCCUCCGAUGACUCUGUCUUCACCCAUGACCCACUGCCACUGGCUCCACACCUCUUCUCCUACCCCAGCGUGAGGACUUAAUGGCGGGCAGGGAAGGGUGAUGCCGAGGCUGCCUCCGCUCUUGUGGGGAGUGGGUCCAGGGUGCCACAGGUUCCCUGCUUUGCCUGGUGUGUGUGGUGGGUGGGCAGGGCCCUGAGCCGCAGCACUGGGGCAGGGUGCCCCUCUCUCCGGGCUCCAUUUUGGCACUGAACCUUCCAUCGUGGCUGAGACCUGCCAGGCGUUGCAGGGCAGCGGGAGCAGAGCCUCUCCGGAGUGGGGACUGCAUGGGAUGCCUGCAGCAUUGCCCAGGGAGCCAGGCUUUGGCCAGUGCUUCAGUGCAAGUGUCUUUAAGCGAGAGCCCUGCUGCCUGCCGGGCUCCCACUGCCUCUGUACAUAGCCAUAGAGAUGAAUAUUUAUGUACAUGAAAUAUCAACCUGAUAAAUUAUUUUUUUUUAAUAGACCCCAGCGCAGUUUCUGGGCCGCUCCUGGGGUAAGAAGGGAAGGCAGGUCUGGAGCUGUCUCCUCUCUGCCUCCUCUGACCAGGCGGCACAGGGGGCUGAGAGUGCUCCCGGGGGACAUGGAGGCAGUGCCACAGGUGCAGGAAGCGAUGUCCCCACUCCCGCGCCUCCAGGCCCACUCCAGCACAAAGCACCCUCGCAUCUGUUCCCCAUUAGCUGCUGCUGCACUAAGCCACCGUGAACUCCGCUACCAGCAUCGCCCUGAAACCGAUCC